UAUAAUUCAAACAAUCAGCAAAAUGAAUGUGUUGUUUGUAGAACACUUGAGUCUAGAUAAAAAAUGUUCACAAGGCACAUUUUCAAUCUGUCCGAAUUUCUGAAAGUUCACAUUUAUCGAUUUUGUCACAGAGACAUUACUUGCAGUUUUUUUUCAAAAUAUUCAAAACAAUCGUUGUAUAAUUUAUGAUCAGUAGCAUGAUAAUUUAUGGACCAUGAAUGAAGUAUUAAUUAUGUUUUUAUCCUUUUUUCGUAAAAAAUUCACAGACAAGCAAAAUCCACCAAAACAGGAAGAUGUACUUAAGGACUGCAUUGAACUAAAGGACACCGUUUACGAUUUAAUAAAGAACAUCAAAGAUCCAGAAAAGCCCAAUACGUUAGAAGAGUUAAAUGUUGUGUACGAAGACGGUGUACAAGUUAGCGAUCCUAUACCAGGCAGAAUAUAUGUAGUUAGAGUAGAAUUUAAUCCAACUGUUCCCCAUUGCUCACUAGCUACAUUAAUAGGGCUCUGCAUAAGAAUUAAAUUAGAGAGAUACAUGCCCUAUCCUAUUAAGUUAGAUAUCUUUAUAAAGGAAGGUGCACACACAACUGAACAUGAAAUAAACAAGCAAAUAAAUGACAAAGAGCGAAUAGCUGCGGCUAUGGAAAAUCCAAAUUUAAAAGACAUGGUCGAGAACUGUAUUGCAGAAGAAGACUGAAUGAAACUUUUCACAGGUUUUGCUGUUAAUAUUGGACAAAUCAUAAAUAAUUUUAUAUGUAAUGGAGUUUUAUUGUUUCCAAAAUAAAUUUUAUUUAUAUAUUCA
Molecule: messenger RNA, 802 nt
Organism: Aethina tumida (small hive beetle)
Lineage: Eukaryota; Metazoa; Arthropoda; Insecta; Coleoptera; Nitidulidae
Product: MIP18 family protein galla-1
Exons: 5
Coding region: 215-697 (160 amino acids)
Source: RefSeq, a predicted model, not a curated record